AGCUCUUCAUCUCUCCAUUUCUGAAUUGUCCUCGCCUUGUUCUACGCCACCCAGAUUAAGUUUUCCAUAUCGUGUCGCUCAUUCUUGUUACAGCUUUCUUGGUCCCAUUUCUGUCUUUCACUCUCCUACCCAGUUUAUUUCGGUACCACGUGUCGUGCCACCGUUCUUUCUGCCGCCUUCGCCCAGCUUGAGUACCCAGCACCGCACUCGUCCCCCCGAUGACGGCGCCGAAGCUGCUUGUCGCUGUGGUGGCUGUUGCGUGCGUGGUGCUUGCCGCCGCCGCUGUGCCCGCGCACGCCCUGCACGCCACGUCGUCCGCUGCUGCCCUGUUUGCGGAGUUCAAGCAGACGUACGGCCGCGCGUACGCGACGCAGGCCGAGGAGGCUCGGCGGCUGCGCAACUUCGUGCACAACCUGGAGGCGACGAAGGUGCACCAGGCCCGCAACCCGCACGCGACGUUCGGCGUGACCAAGUUCUUCGACCUCUCGGAGGCCGAGUUCCGCCGGCACUACCUGAACGGCGCGUCGCACUUCAAGUCCGCGAUGAAGCUCGCGGCGACGCUGCCGGUUGUGAGCGCGGACGUGUCGGCUGCUCCUGCGACGAAGGACUGGCGCGACGAGGGCGCCGUGACUCCCGUGAAGGACCAAGGCCAGUGCGGCUCCUGCUGGGCGUUCUCUGCGGUGGGCAACAUCGAGAGCCAGUGGAAGGUUGCGGGCCACCCGCUGGUGCGUCUGUCUGAGCAGCAGCUGGUGAGCUGUGACGACGUCGAUAUGGGCUGCAACGGCGGAAUCAUGGACCAGGCCUACGAUUGGCUGAUUAACAACGCGAACGGUAACAUGUACACGGAGGAGAGCUACCCCUACGUCUCGGGCAGCGGCCUUGAGCCGCACUGCAAUGAUUCCAGCGACCUCGUCAUCGGUGCCUCAAUUGAGGGCCACGUCUCUAUCAAACAGGAUGAGGAUGUGAUGGCUGCGUGGCUGGCGGAGCACGGGCCUAUUGCGAUUGCUGUUGAUGCGAAUGCCUUCCAGUCAUACCGCAGUGGAAUCCUUACGGACUGCAACGGAGGGCGUUUGAACCACGGUGUGCUGCUGGUUGGGUACAACACGACGAACGAGAUCCCAUACUGGGUGAUCAAGAACUCGUGGGGUGCAGACUGGGGCGAGGGUGGGUACAUCCGCGUGCGCAAGGGCACGAACGAGUGCCUGAUCACGGAGUACCCCGUGUCCGCCACGGUGUCUGGCAACGCGACCACCACCACCACGAAGGCGCCUCAGCCGAUGGUUGUGGAGUACACGGCGUGCCAAGACCGCCAUUGCCACAAGAACUGCACAACGAAGCGUUUGCCUGUCGGUGAGUGCCUCAAGGGACACAACACUUCGUCCAUCUUGUUGUGCGGUCGUGACCAGGUGGUGGAGGCCAGCUACGCUUCCAGCGACUGCAGCGGGUUGGCGCGGUACGAAAUGGCGAACGCCAACGAGUGCGUGAAAGAGAAGCAGACCUACUUCAAAGCGGCGUGUGUGUCCGCGUAGGGAUGAAAGAGCGUGCACGGCGUCGCGCGAGAGGGCGGCCGAGCGCAGUUGCCUCGGAUAAUGUAGGCGGCGCCACAACGGAAGGGGGGUCGUGGAAGGGGAGAACAAAUGACCCCGCCGACUGCAUGUACGGGGGCGGCGGGCACGAUGCUGUCUCCGCAGCGGCCAUGCACGUGCGCCCCCCCCCCUCUACGUCGCUUCUCCCUCUGCGGUAGCGAAAAGAACGAAGAGAUGUGGGCGGCCCACUUUUGCAUGCCGCUACCUUUGUCUGGGCUGACUGUAGUGAGGCCGCGCUGUGGUAGCGCUGAGUGGGAGACACAGCAGCUGGUCAGGUCCUUGCUUUAGUGUUUUAGCCACAAGAGGACUGUUUUGUGGCGGUGUCCCUCGCUCGCCGCCGUGUCCCCACACGCGUUACGACUUUGUCGCAAGAUCAUCCCCGAGGCUGAGCAAGUUACUGCGACGAGGACGUGCACCACGGCUCUUUUCGUGACUGUUCGGAGAUAUAAGUAAGAAAGCUCGUCGUUUUUCCAAGGCCAACUUUAAGCGAGGACGCAAAUCUAACUAUUAUUACCUUCUUUUCUAUUUCCAUUUUCAUUGUCUCUUGUGCAUGCACUGCACAUGAUUGACGGUGUAUGGAAUUUCUUUCCUAUUUGUUCUCUAUUUGUCAUUAGCUAGUCAAACGAAG
Messenger RNA from Leptomonas pyrrhocoris, 2214 nucleotides. Its product is annotated as cathepsin L-like protease (CPB). Lineage: Eukaryota; Euglenozoa; Kinetoplastea; Trypanosomatida; Trypanosomatidae. Gene Ontology annotation, molecular function: cysteine-type endopeptidase activity. Gene Ontology annotation, cellular component: lysosome. The record is from RefSeq and is a predicted model, not a curated record. The transcript has a single exon. The coding region runs from base 219 to 1529 and encodes 436 amino acids.